Molecule: messenger RNA, 757 nt
Organism: Drosophila eugracilis
Lineage: Eukaryota; Metazoa; Arthropoda; Insecta; Diptera; Drosophilidae
Exons: 2
Coding region: 214-669 (151 amino acids)
Source: RefSeq, a predicted model, not a curated record
GGCCUUGUCGCACGCCAGUCUGCUUCUGACAUUCGCGCGUCGCGCUCGAUCGCCGCUUUUAUCGUCUGUGAUAUUACGAUUUUAUUGGCCAAAAAGGGCAACAGUGCCGAGAAGCGAACCAAAGCCGCUUAGGUUCAAAAAUAAAUAUAUAUAUAUAUAUUUUUCUGUUUCGAUUUUAGUCGUGCGAACUUGAGCUGGGAAUUAACAAACGCAAUGAAAACGAUAAAUCCCACAAUCGGUUUGCUGUUGCUGGCAACUUACCUUCCUUGCCUAUCCUGGGCAGCUCCCGUAGUCCACUUCAGUGAUCCAGAACCAGAUGAACUGGAGGCAUAUCCCACAUCGCCCACACAGGUGUUGCCCAUACAACCUGUGCUGAUUUACCCAAAACCCCGUGAAAAUCUCUACCAGGCGAGAACUCUAGGAGGGCGCAAUGACGACCAGGAUAUUAUUUUUGUGAAGCUGCUGCAGGAUAAGUCUAGUGGUUAUCGGCCAAAGCAGCAGCGCCUCGUCAUGGAGGAAACGAAAUCUUCGCAGCGAAAGAAUCUUGGGAUGAAAGACAUAUUCUAUGUUAAGGCUCUCACCAAUGGACGUUUCAGCCACGAACGCCUGAAGGUUUACCGAGUGCCCGAGUUCUACGCCAUUAGUGUUUUCAGCAACGGAGACAAAUAAGGGAAGACACCUUCAGGUGUUAACGAUAAAAAGGAGUAAUAUAAGUUAUUUUUAAGAUGCUAUAAAUAAAUAUAUCAGGAGUGCCGAA